AUGUGUUAUGUAUCGGACCGUAUCAUCCGGGUCGGUGGGGGUCUGCACACUAGCUGGGACUGGACCAGACCCUUUGAGCAAGAUCAAGAAAUUGCUGAAUUUUCGGAGUUGACGGACCUGCUGAUUUCGGUCUCAAUUUCGGAAAAUCAGGAUGUUCUCAGGUGGGGCUUAGAUACAUCGGCUGUAUUCUCAGUUCGAAGUGUGAAAUCAGUAUUAAAAAUUUGUAAUAGGCUGCAGCCACAUUACUCGUUCGUAUGGAAUAAGUGGGUGCCGAAAAAGGUGGGUUUUGUUGCUUGGCGAGCUGAAAAGGAGCGUCUUCCCACGAGGAUGGCUUUGGCUCAAAGAAAUAUUCAAGUAAAUUCGGAUAGGUGCGCCAUAUGUGGAGACUAUGCGGAGACGAGCGAGCAUUUAUUUGUAUCAUGUCACCUUGCACAAACGGUUUGGGCUCUUAUUACACAAUGGUGCAAAAUACCCGUGUUUUUUGCCUUUGGCAUAAAGGACAUUCUAGAUCUGCAUUUAUUCGUGAAAAGUUCUACAAAGAAAAAGAAGAUUAUCCAGGCCAUUGUUCAUGUCACAUUUUGGAGUAUUUGGGCUGCAAGAAACAAACUCAUUUUUGAUGGUUCCUAUCCAGAGGUAUCAAAGAUUUUGGAGGAAGUGAAGGUUAUGAGUUAUCUAUGGGUCAAAAAUCGUUCAAAGGAUGCUGCGAUUACGUUGGAGAGCUGGAAAAGAUUCGAUGAUUUCGGUUAA
Helianthus annuus (common sunflower) is the source of this 747-nucleotide messenger RNA. RefSeq lists its product as uncharacterized. The record is from RefSeq and is a predicted model, not a curated record. Lineage: Eukaryota; Viridiplantae; Streptophyta; Magnoliopsida; Asterales; Asteraceae. The coding region runs from base 1 to 747 and encodes 248 amino acids. The transcript has a single exon.